CUUCGAACAGGUGUAUCGUGCACGUGGAUCCGAAGGACACCGAAGACAACGUCAUCUGCCGACAGUUUCUUGCAAGAUGGCCGCGUCUGUCAAAUGCAACUUCCACUGACAGCAGCGAACGCCACAGGAUAUAUUGCACGAGUACGCACGGAACAAGGUUUGGAAAGAUCUACCCAAUGUUGGCAAACACAAGAAUGUUGUUGCAACAAAAGUAGAAGGACUUGGGACUAUUCUCGAUAUCAAGUAUGGAAAAGAGACACAGUGCGGAACUUCUUAGUGUGGAGCAGAACAAUUCCAAGAAUGCCAGCUCAGAUUCCCUUAACUCAGACAGCAAAAGCAGUUCGCUCAACUCAAAAAUGGGCCAGGAAUCGGAGAGCUGGGAGAAAGCAUCACAUUCGAAAAGCUUUUCUUCAACCUCCACUUCAACAGAUAAUAAUAUAGUCUCUACUUUGGAGGCUAAAAGAGAUAAUCAAGUAAAAAAUUUGUCUGGAGGAGACACGGGACCGCCACUUUUGAACGGAGAACGAGUGCAAGGCAUCGCGCACGAAGUAACCUACCUGUGUCCUUACUCGGGACCCGCCAGAGGAAUCCUUAGUGUCACGAAUUACAAGCUCCAUUUCCGUAGUAUAGAUCGAGAAACGCCUUAUGUCGUUGAAGUGCCGUUGGGUGUCGUUAGCCGAAUCGAAAAGGUCGGCGGUGCGUCUAGCAGAGGAGAGAACUCUUAUGGGAUCGAAGUGUUUUGUAAAGAUAUGAGGAAUCUCAGAUUUGCCCACAAACAGGAGAAUCAUUCCAGACGAGACGUUUUCGAGAAGCUGCAACAGUAUUCCUUUCCAUUGUCACACAAGUUACCUCUAUUCGCCUUUGAGUACUCCGAGACUUUCUCCGAAAAUGGUUGGAACGUUUACGAGCCUAUAGCGGAGCUAAAAAGAAUGGGUGUAAAUAAUGACAUGUGGAAAAUAUCGAAAAUCAACGACACGUAUUCGCUGUGCGACAGUUAUCCGGCAGUCUGGGCGGUACCUGCCGCAGCGACUGACGAGGAUCUUCAAGCGUCUGCGGGAUUUAGGAGUAGAGGUAGACUUCCGGUUCUCUCUUGGAUUCAUCAAGAAAGUCAAGCGACGAUAACUCGCUGCGCUCAGCCAUUAGUGGGUGUUGGCGGUAAGCGAAGUCGCGAAGACGAAAGGUACGUCCAACUCAUAAUGGACGCAAACGCGCAGAGCCACAAGCUUUUCAUCAUGGAUGCUCGGCCGAUGCCAAAUGCGAUAGCGAACAAAGCGAAAGGCGGCGGAUACGAAAGCGAAGACGCUUAUCAGAACGCGGAGUUAGUCUUUCUUGAUAUUCACAACAUUCACGUCAUGAGGGAGAGCCUUAGGAAAUUAAAAGAAUUAUGUUUCCCUACAAUCGACGAGGCUCGAUGGUUAUCGGGCAUAGAAUCGACAAUGUGGCUUAAACAUAUCAAAUGUGUUCUCGCUGGAGCUGUGAGAAUCGUGGACAAAGUGGAGAAUCACAAGACUUCUGUCCUGGUUCACUGUUCCGACGGUUGGGACCGAACGGCGCAACUCACUGCUCUCGCAAUGUUGAUGUUAGAUCCGUACUACAGAACGGUCAAGGGAUUCGAGGUUCUAAUAGAAAAAGAGUGGCUCAGUUUUGGACACAAGUUUCAACAGAGGAUAGGCCACGGAGAUGAACAUCACAGCGAUGCGGACAGAUCGCCGGUGUUUUUACAAUUUAUCGACUGUGUUUGGCAGAUAACCCGGCAGUUUCCUAACGCUUUCGAGUUCAACGAACACUUCCUAAUCACCAUUCUCGAUCAUCUCUACUCUUGCAGAUUCGGCACGUUUUUAUUUAGCAGUGAACGUGAAAGAGCGCAAGAGCAGGUGAAACAGAGAACCGUCGCCCUCUGGUCGUAUACCAACAAUCAACUACCUCUUUACUUGAAUCCACUAUAUCGAUCCGGUCCCAAUUAUCAGCUUGUCCUGAUGCCGAUUGCCAGCAUGCGUUACAUCAAGCCAUGGAAGAGUCUCUACUGCAGAUGGAAUCCCAGUAUGCGACAACAGGACCCUGUCUAUCAAAGAACAAGGGAGCUUCUAGUCUUGAAAGAGCAACUGGAGAAACAGUUGGAGGAAGGUCGACGCGAACAAGCCUCGCGAGCGAAUCGAUCUCUGACCUCGCCGGCGCCACCGAGGAUACAUUCCCCGGUUCACUCAUAGCGCUGCGGGAAACCCGACCGUCUGAUGAUUUGUAGUUUUGUAAAUGAGCUGUAAACUUGAUCCACUCCUUUGAGCCAGUACAAGAUGUUUGAUUGACUGAACUUCGCUUGGAUGUACACGAUACGCCCACUCGAUAAAGGUCGAUUUAAAAUCACGCGCAAACGAGCGUCUUUGUAGUUCAGUUAAUUAAUCGCAUACAUAACCGGUAUAUAUACGUAAUAUUCCUUCUCCACACGUAACUAUAUACCGAUUAUAAUAUCGAUACGCUUAUCCUACGAAUAUGCUCCAUCGAGCCAGGUCUCGCACAAUUAAUUAUUAAUAUUAAACGUGUGAUAUGAAACGAAUGAUUGUAUCGCCGUAAAGCCGAUUUUAUUUUAUUGGAGACACCACUUCUCAGACGCACAAGACUAAGUGAUUAAACUAAUUACAAAGCUAUGCUAAUGCGUUGCUAUAUUGCGGUAUUGGUAUUGCGAUCACGUCCGCAAAAUUUAUGAAUGAGAUUGUCUCGCACAUCUCAUUUUUUUAUGCCGCGAGACUGAGCCAACUUUUGCGUUAGCGAUAUAUACGGAGCCUCUGACAUUAAAGACAACGCGUAAGCGCAAAAAUAAGUAAUUACUAAGUUCCCAAGAAACAUGGUACACUAGAAAAGAAAAAUUAGAGCAAUGAGCUUAUCCCUUGAAUUAAGAUUGAGGCUUUAAGGAUUUGGAUUCACUCACCGCAGUCAGAAAGUUCAAAUGAUCGGCCGAUUCACUGUACAAGUGAAUCGAGUUUAUGAUGAAAGGAUUUAAAAGGUAAGCGCAGUAAGUGAGUCUACUUAAAGGUAUCCAACCUCUGAACGACAACAACUGAUUGACUAUGCCUGUAAGAAGUGUGUUUGAAUAUUAGAAUAGUUUCUUCAAUAAUUUAUAGCGUGCUGCAAAGCUUGCUGAAGAGAAGAGCUUAUAAAGAUCGAAACGAACAAGUUUCGCGCGAGUUCAACAUAAGAUUAAUCUUACCUCCGUGUUUAGUGUAACACGCUAUUAAAAUCCAUGCCAGACCUAUCGCCCAGACCGUCCUGCUCAGUCCAACGUAAAAGGCAGUGGCGAGAACAGAUAUGUAUCGCUCGCACAAGCCGAACAAUACGGAAACGUUGCAAGCGCUACCAAGACACCAACACAAAAUUACAGUCCUCUGGAAAAUGCACGCCACUUUUAAAAUAUUUUUUAGCGCAAGGUAAGCAGUAAUCAUUCCGAUGAUGUAAGGACCUAUUCUAGUCCACGGCGAGUAGUACAGGAUAUUCUGGAGUCUAUACUGUUCGUCCAGCCUGCAAACGACAAAAGACACGCGCAUUUAAUCAAUCCCACGAUUAAUAAGACACUUUUCUCAAACUUACGUCGGGACGUAUUCAUUAGCGUAUGAUAUAUAACCGACACAACGUACGGAGCACGACGUCGGAGCACGAUAGCGUUAAAAUAUCGUGCCGCAAGUCGGUCAACUUACAUAGUCAACAAAAUCAAUAGGAUCAAGCCGAUUACGAAAUAUUGCGUGUCAUUGGAAAGGUACCAACUCCAAGACAUGCACUGCAAGAGUAAAAAUUCGUUAAUAAAACGUUACGCACACACGCGAGCGUAAUCUUGAAGCCGAUUGAAUUGUCCGUACCAUCGAGUUAUGGUCGAAGAGAUUAUUUAUGUACAAAAGAUUUCUCCACCAGUAUUUGGCGCAUGUCUCGUGCGGUCUUUCGUUCAUGUAAAACUGCGAGGUCCUGCUGUACCAGGACGAAUUCAAGUAUACUAUUCCUAUCGUCAUCAUAUAAGGAGGUGUUAGCCUUAAAAUGAAUUUUUAAAUAUGAAAGAAGGAACAUUAUUAUAUAAUAUUCGAUUUUUACGUUUAUCUCUUGUAUAUUUUCUUGUCUUGCUUAUUAUCGUACUGUUUAUUGUCCGGACGAAUUGAGAUAACGAACAACAUACCGGAUAAAUCUUCUCGUUACGACGACAAAGAACUCGUUCAGCUUCGCCGCGUAAUUAAUCGGCUUAUUAUACGUUUUACCCAUUGAUUUCUCCAGAUAUAAAUAAGCGAGUAAAAAUCCGCUGAUGAAAAAGAAAGUAUCGACCGCUAACGUUGAAUUGCUGAUUACUUGAGUGGCGAAGCCCUCGCUCAUUCUCAUAAUCCAUGCUCUGUUAUCUACAAAAUAAAUUUCGUUAAACGCAAAAGAUGCGCAUAUAUGGAUGGAUUAAGAAAAUCUCGUUUUCUUACCGAAAUAAUCCAUCGUGUAAAAUAUGGUAUGGAUCAUGAUCAUCCAAGUCAUGCCUAUAAAUCUCAAGCCGUGAAUGACGGAUAUCGAACUGCUGUUCAUUGUUGUGCCGAAUAUAAAUUUCGUGUUUGUGUAAACGGAGAAGCAUAUCAAUACUUGUUCGAGUUUACUUUCUUUGCGUAGAGACAUUAGUUCCGCGUCUUCUGGCACAUCUUUCGAGUUAUUCGUAUCACAAUCCAAUAUCUUUAGUGGCACUGAUACGAAAAAUGAUUAGUCCAUUAUAUAUAUAUGAGAAAUGUAACGCAGUUUCUUGUUAAAUUACAGAAGAAACGAAAAGUAUUUCGAGGAAAAUACUUACGAGUCGUAUUAUCGCUAUAUGUGCGAAGGUUUUUCGCUUUCAAGUAUUUUUGAUGCACGAAUAUAUCGUAUAUCGUUCCGAUUAACAUCAAGGUCCAAGUAAACACCAAUACAAAUCUGCAACUCAGAAAAUUGUAACUUUAUGCUGUAGUGAAACCACCCACUAAUUUCUCUCUCGCGAACAUAUAUUUUAAAUAACGUACCCGAUGAAAAAUACUGCACCAUUGAAUAACCAUUGAUUAUCUUCUUUCAGAUCUUUGACUUCAAUCAAUCUAAAGUCCGCGGAGUAAAGGCCACCGAUCAAAAGAGUUCUGUCACGAAAUAUUCUCUUCAAAAUGAAGCUUAGAUUGUUCGUGGAGCAGGAUGCCGGUAAACAGAGACCGAGAAGAGAGAGAGAGAGAGAGAGAGAGAGAGAGAAACUCGCGUAAAUUUAUAAAAGUCCACACCUAAUUUGACUGAAAAUUAAGCGGAAGAAACGUCGCUGAAGACCGCUGAAGAUGCUGGCCGAAGCUGAGGACGAAACGUUCCUUCGGACUGUUCUCUAUUCUCGCCGUUCAAUUCUGUUUCUAUGCAAAUGUCAGUACAACAUUUGGGAAGUUCCGUUCGCAGCUCCUGCUUUUGGGCUUGCACAAUGCUGGAGCGCAAUGAUCAGCGAGAUUCGACGACUGGGAGAGGACUGGGGAGCCCAAUACAAGAAGUUUACGCUGACUCGAAGUGGAAAGCGAGGCGUCCUCGUCGUUGAUGUCUUUAACGUCGCGCGACAGGACCCCACCACGUCAUUUGUGUAUGGGGUAUCACUUCGCGUAUGAUGAUCCACUGUAUAUGUCGAGUCCGCAUGAAUAAUCGAAUCGAGGAGAGGGAAUAACGAAAAGAUGUGUCCUUCGCUCUAGACACCUUUAAAUUUCUAUCUCGCAUCUAGGAUGCCCUGUGUUGACAAGUAUAGUUAUCGCUCAACUUCCAAAGUAUUCCGCUGAUGAAUGCAGUACUUGAAGAGUAUACUUUUUUUGUACAUAGGUUAAACGAGAAAGCGUUAUUACCUAAACGGAGUAGUGUCGAAACCGAGUAACGAGAAUAGUGAGCAUGCACAGACCCGUGCGUGAUUGAAACACGCUCAGUGGUCUAAACAGUGGUCACAGGUCGCGGCGACGGGACGGAGACUUCUGUCCACGUAAUCGAAUACAUAAACCGUGUCUUCUUGCUACUCAUAUGUAUAAUAAGAGCGUGUUUUCUUAUUGCAUAACGCAACAAGAUUUCACCUGCCUUUUUUCGUCCUUCCCGAAUGACGACAUCCUGCCCGUUAUUGUAUCUGUUUUUACAUACUCUGUAUGAGAAAAUUCAAUUUGAAUUGCGAUCAAUAGUGGUUUGCGAAUGUUUAGUAAUUACAAGCUACGACAAAUUUAAAAUAAAACGCCUGAACGCAA
Molecule: messenger RNA, 6215 nt
Organism: Odontomachus brunneus
Lineage: Eukaryota; Metazoa; Arthropoda; Insecta; Hymenoptera; Formicidae
Gene: mtm
Product: myotubularin-related protein 2
Exons: 14
Coding region: 246-2207 (653 amino acids)
Biological process (GO): dephosphorylation
Molecular function (GO): phosphatidylinositol-3,5-bisphosphate 3-phosphatase activity
Source: RefSeq, a predicted model, not a curated record